This is a messenger RNA of Magallana angulata, 9058 nucleotides long. RefSeq lists its product as uncharacterized. NCBI's taxonomy places the organism in Eukaryota, Metazoa, Mollusca, Bivalvia, Ostreida, Ostreidae. Bases 69 to 8588 code for a protein of 2839 amino acids. Gene Ontology annotation, biological process: detection of mechanical stimulus. Gene Ontology annotation, cellular component: membrane. Gene Ontology annotation, molecular function: protein binding; calcium channel activity; calcium ion binding. The record is from RefSeq and is a predicted model, not a curated record. The transcript is spliced from 24 exons.
AGGUAGCACAGACCUAAGUACACUUUUUUGGAGAAAACGUUCAUUAUUUGUAAGAUAAUGUAUCUGAAAUGAACAACAAGUACGGGACAAAGAGACUUAGGUUUAUUUUACUUUGUGUUUACUGUUUUUCCGGCCUGAUCGUCCCUUCUAUUCUUGCAAAUGACGUCCAGCUGACGUAUCUUGAGAAUGAUGCCACGUUUAUCACCGGAACAUCCCCCCAAGUGGGCUCCAACGCCAACCUUGGAAUUUACCCUCACUGGUGUCUGGGAAACAUCAACAAAUGCUCCGAUGGCAUAACUGUCUCAUUCUUCAUCAAACCGAAAAAAGCAGACGAAACAUCACCGGAAGCUGUCAUCAUUACUUCCGGUGGCCAUUCCUUCUUCUCCGAGGGGUUUUAUCUUCUGCAAAAGUAUGGCGACCAGUAUGAGUUCGGAGUUUCAAAACAAGACAAAGUCUGGAGACAAAAGUUCAGACUGCUUCCCAAUCUUUGGAGCAACAUCUUUGCUUCAUGGAAUGACAGCGCCGGGCUGAAACUCUACGUCGACGGGUAUCUGAUGAAGAGGGACGACCCCGAAAAGAGGGAAUAUGAGGACGACAGUUUUGACCCAUUUUCCGAGAUUGUCAUCGGGCUAGAUCAAGAAGGAUUACCCAUCAACAGCACAAACUUGUUUGAUAUUGAUAACCUUGUAAUUUUCAAUUCAGUUAAAAGCCCACAAGAGUACUCUAUAGACCAGCGUGGUUACUAUUUAGGAUGCAAAAUACAUAGCUCAGAUGAAGGUUCAUCUCUCGAUUUGUCAACUUCCAAAAAUGCAGUUCACGAUUGUAGGACGCAUUGCGACAGUCCUCUUAUGGAAAUACGUUCAAAUGAUAAAUGCAGAUGUUUGAAUCUUGAUGCUCUGAAGCUGAUUAUAACAGACGAUCGAUGUACUUCCGGGUCAGAGGUCGGGAAAAUUUACUCUGUAUCAGGACGCACAACAACACACAGUUAUCACCUUAAUGCUACGGUAAACCCUUUACACACCAGACCGUAUACUAAACCACUGGAAACCGUUCGCGUUGAAAUUGAAACGAACUUUGUGGUAAUGAAUAACAUUGAUGUUAAUUUUGGAGAUGGCUUGUCGAUGAGUACCAAACAGAAAGUCCUCAGUCACUUUUGGGCUUCAGAAGGUGUGUUCACCAUCACUAUUGCCACAACUAUUGGGGACAUUCUUUUGAGAAAAACUGUAGAUUUCGAAGUAAAAGACGUGGAUGAGGGCAUUCCCCCUGAGAUGUCAGUCGUUUCAGCAAACCAUUUGCAAGUUCAACUAUCAGCAGAGUAUCAGCUUUUGUCCUUCGGUGAAUACGACACAGAAUGUUCCGUCAGAUAUGGAGACGGAAACAUUUUCCACCAAUCGCAUAAAUCCGGCUAUUUGAACGCGUUGUACGUUAACCAUACAUACGAUUUGUAUGGUCAAUAUCUCAUAGAUUACAACUGUUCAAAUGCAUAUGGGGAAACUAAAAAUUCGACAAGAUUUUUAUCUCGGUUUUUUGACAUACCAUUUCUUUACUACAACACUGAAGAAUCCUUUUUAUUUAGAAUUCAUGGAUCUAAAAGUUAUCUUGAGAAUUUAAAUAUUUUUCGCAACGACGUGCAAGAAUUAAAUUCAACAGUUCAAGCAAAUGGAAUCUUGAUCAAUUCGUUAGAUUUGCAACCUUAUGAAAACCUUGUUACUAUAAAAAAUGGAGACAUCACGCUUAUUAAGCGCAUUUUCUACGUUCAGCAUCUUGUACAGAAAGCAACAAUCACGCCAAUCAAAAGAAGCAACGCUUGGUACCUUACAACGAACAUCACUAUAGAGAUUCCCGCUGGUUUGGAAACUUUCAUCAAUUGCUCAUUUGGCAUUGGAGAUAGCUAUAUGUUUUAUAUUGACAAGUCAGACGUACCAUUAGGCAUGCUGUUCGAAGUCGAAUAUCCUUCCUUGGGAUACUAUCCGGUUAUCGUUGAUAUGACCAACGACAUAAGUACCUCCCGGAAAGAAGACCUCAUAUCAGUUGAGGUCCCCAUUGUGACCAUCAAGCUAUCUACCAGUAACAUAACGGAUAAGACCCUUCCUGUGAUUCUAAAAGUGGACUUAAAUGGUGAUUCGCCAGGACCAGACAAAGUGGAGUUUAACGUUAGACACGGAGACGGCCAUGCUGAUGACGUCAGCUACAGAAGUCCGACGACACAGAAGUUUACAACUUUCCAAAAUAAGUAUAUUUACGAAAACUGGGGGAUAUAUAGAAUAUGCGUCACUGCAAAAAAUCAAAUAAGUGAAGUUUUCCAGUGCAUUUUAGUGCAAGUCGGUCAAAAUCUAACUCACGUUGACUUAAAAACAUCUACGUCUGGCCGUGUUCUUCAAAAUGAUUACGCAGAGGUAAACAUUACAAGUUAUACCGGAUCUGACGUCACCUAUGAUGUGUAUUUUGGCAGCGAAAAGUUUACUUUUACAGAUAAACAAUUACAAAAUGGCAAUGUCACAGUUGAAAGUGAAAUACUUAUAGAUGAUUCAAACAGCACACUUACCAAUGAAACAGUAUCAGAUGAAUCUGCAAGUAGUGCAGGUCUUUUGACAACAAUCAUUUCUUUGUUGUUUGAUCAGAACUCAACCACGACAACACCACCCACAAUAAUUGCGACGGAACCAGUAGCUACAGCAGAAGUAGAAAAUGAUCGAAGAAGAAGAUCUGUAGCACCACGUCCAAAGUUUUACGCUUUCCGAGUGACAGAGGAGAUUAUCACUGUUGCACACCUGUUUCUAAAAAGUGGACGGUUUCGAGUGAAAGCAAGGGUACGGAAUGCCUUUUCUGCUGUUCGAACAGAACUUUGCCAAACCAUCAUUGUGGACGACUUGGAUGACAAAAAAUGCCAAAAACCAAAAAUAGACUUUGAAAAUGUUAAGUCUUCUGUAAACAGUCCUAUAAGAAGAAUCCGCUCAGAAGAAUUCAACAUAACUGUUGUUUCAGAAUCGUCUUGCGUUUCAGGAAGUCAAUUUACAUAUUCUUGGAAAGCCGAGAAAUUUAACAAGGGCAAGUUGGAACCGAUUAGCGAAGUCUGUUCUAUGGAAUCCAACAACAAUGUGUUGGUUAUUCCGGCAGUGUACCUUUCCUAUGGUUUGUACCGACUCACAGUUUCUGUCGCUCCUUUGGGGCACAGUUUAAGAUCAACAGAAAAGCAGGUGUUUUUGUCAAUAGAAGCCUCAAACCCAUACGCCGAAAUAGCAGGCGAGCAGGAGACGGAUUUUCUCAUAUACGCAAACGCAGUUUUUGAUUUGAAUCCUUCCCGCGAUCCGGAUUUGGUGACGAAAAGCAAGACUGGGCUAGAAUUUGACUUGAUCUGCAUAAAAAGCGAUAAUUUUGAUCAAGCAAACACACUAUCCUUUCAACAAUUGAAGUCUAAAUCAACAUUGAUUUUUCAAGAAAAAAUGCUGAAAGAAAGCACGGCUAAUCCUGUUAAGCUUUACGACAAUGGAGACUGUUUCAUGAAUGUUGAAAAUAUGACAAAAUCUGUCUCUACAUUUGAUGGCCGUGUGUCCUUUCCCGCGGAAUAUUUUGCAGCGGAGGAAUUUGUAAUGAAACUUUAUGUUUCGAAAGAGGGACGAGUAAAUAGUACCAACCAGAGGGUAAAAAUCAAGCUGACUAAUUCCACAGACAUUAAAGGACAACUGGACGCGAUGUCUAGUAUCAAAGACUGUGGGAGUUUAUUAAGAGCUGUAGCAGUGGUUUCUGGAGAGUUCCUAACAGGGGGCAACGACACCAGUGAUGAUCAAGAAGAAGAAUUGACUGAGGUUCGCGAAUUUAUGACAGGCCUUCUUGAUAAUUUGGCCGAUAAAACAGAGAAUCUUGACCAAUGCAAAGGAGUUGCAAGCGCAGUUGCUGACCUGACGUCAAAUCCCGACCAGACCAGUUCCUCCUCCCGAUCAUCUGGAGGCAGUGCUGUCAACAAGAGCAUGACUACAAUGAAGGAAAAGUUUGGGAGCGCCAACUUUGAUUCUGUAAGAGAUGCGUCUGCUAGCGCUGUAACGGGGAUGAGUAAUUUGCUACCCAAAGAAGACAAGGCAGAAGUGGAAGCACAGAAACGGAGAAAGAAGCGAGAAGCCGCUCAAAAUCCAGACCAUGGUCUAACAGAAGGCAACCAGGAAGAAACCGAUUCCUAUGAUCUCAUAAUGAAGGAAGAAGACGCAAAUCUUCAUCGGUUCUUUGAUGACUUGUACGAGUAUGUGUUCAUAUUCAAGAAGGCCUUUCGACGUGCCGUCAAAAACUAUUAUAAUAUAAUGUGGAUAAAUAAGGAGGCUACUUUAGCUGAUGCAGAACAGUUUUUUCGGAAGGUCAUUAUUGAAUGGGAACCGUUUGAUGUCGAGAGGUAUUUGCUGAAGUACUGCAAACAUGAAAAAUACCUGCUCGAUAAGGAUAAGUUGGAGGCGGAUAAAUCUGUUGCAUCUGCUAGUACUGGGGCCGUUGAUUCCAUAUCAGGAUUGCUGCUUGGAAAGAUGGAAGCCUCUAGAAGACGCAGAAGACGCAGAUCGCUUCCAGGAAAUGGAACGCAAGCGGAAGCGGAAGUAGAAGGAGAGGACGAUCUGGAACAGGAGUGCGCAAUUAAUGCCCCUGGAAUGGGUCUUGGAUUGAAAAAUAUCGACCCUGAUCAACCAGGACCUGCUCAAAUGUCCUCGAGUUUUGGUAGUUUUGAGAUACCAGAGGGAGUCAUCCCGAAAUCUUCAGACGGUGGCGGAGUCGGUACAACUUUGGUCACCACAAAAGGAAAUCCAAAAACGUGGGGCUCUAACUCUAAUGGCAUUAAAUCGUCCGUGUUAUCACUGGAUCUAACCGGCAGCGGGGGAGGAAGCAAGAUGAAAGUGAACAACACCAAAGCACCAAUGAGACUCAUGAUUCAAGGAAAAGCAGAAGAUGUGCCGGAGCCAAGUCAGUGGAUGCUAUGUGUUCCUAGGGGCGUGUCUCCGAAAGACGCCACCCAGUGGAACAACCACCCAGUUCCGGUCACGGAAAACGACACCGCGCUCCACUUCCUGUUGUGGCCUGAUAGAAAAGGUGAUAAAUUUAACGUCUAUUUCAAGUUUAAAGACCGACCGAACGCCACCCAUUACGACUAUAAGACAAUGAUGCCGCACGAUCCGACCGAUUUUCCUGGUUAUCAAAACAAGGAUCCCGAGGUGUUGAAUCAGUUGCUACAUACUUUCUACCCGCCCCAGAAUAUGACCAAACUCAACGGAACAUACUGGGUCAGCAUUGGAAUCGCAAAAACUGACGUAGAUUUCGGUAGCAGUGAGACGUGCUUAAACUAUUCCACGCAGACGUUUGUUCCAAGCUGUAAAUUCUGGGACGAUGUAACGCAAACGUGGAAAGGAGAUGGGUGUAAAGUUGGUAACGGUACAACAAAAUGGAAUACCGAGUGCUUGUGCACUCACUUGACAUCUUUUGGUGGAGAUUUUGCAGUGCCCCCAAACACGAUUGACUUUUCUAACGUCUGGGCCAAGUUCGCAAAUCUGAACGAGAAUGCUGCCGUAUUCUCUACCGUCGUCGCUCUGAUUGGUGUAUAUAUCAUGUUACUAAUUUGGUCCCGUUAUAUGGAUAAACGAGACAUAAUAAAGUGGGGAGCCACACCGCUGGAGGACAACCUGCCGUCAGAUAACUACCACUACCAGAUGACGGUACAGACGGGCGUCCGUAAGAACGCCAGCACCACGUCCAAAGUCAGCUUCAUCGUGUCGGGAGAGAACGGAGACAGCGGCGUCAGACGGCUGUACGAUGGUCAUAGAAAGGUCCUUGAAAGUGGAAGCAUCUUGAAUUACAUUUGCAGCGUAGAAAAACCACUCGGUUCCCUAACGUUCAUGAGGAUUUGGCACGACAACAGCGGCAGAGGAAAACAGAAGAGCUGGUUCUUGGAUCAAGUUCAAAUAACGGACCUACAGACGGGUGACAGAUAUAUCUUUCUAUGCGACCGAUGGCUGGCUUUAGAAGAGGAUGAUGGGAUGGUAGACAGGAUCCUACCUGUGGCUGGACUUGAGGAUUUAGUGGCCUUCAAACAACUGUUCUCUGCCAACGUCCGUAAAAAGCUCUCCAAUGAACAUCUCUGGUUCUCCGUCUUUUCGAGGCCCACUAAGAGCAGCUUUACAAGAGCACAGCGCAUUUCAUGUUGCAUGUCGCUUUUGUUUAUGACAAUGAUAACAAAUGCUAUGUGGUUCAAAUCAGACGACAAUGCAAAGCAGUCGCAGGCUCUGAAAGUUGGUCCGUUGUCAUUCACAGUGCAGCAGUUCUUUGUGAGCUUUGCCAGUACAAUGCUCGUAUUCCCAGUCAACUUUAUCUUGAUCACAUUUUUCAAAAAAUGUCGUCCAAAACAAAAUGCCGUCAUACAAAAACACCAACAGCAACCAAAACGAGGCAAGUGGAAGAACGUCACCAACGGCUCUCAGAUCUGGGGAGAUGCAGUGAUGCCGAGUCGAUGGAAGCGCUUUAAGGACUACAUUUCAGACCUGAUAAACUUCAAGCAAAAAGCUAAGUAUGGCGCAGAUGAUGACAUUGACGAGGACGAUGCGCCAAAAACUCGAAUAGUUGGAGUACCCGAGGAUGAAAAGGAGAAAAAGAAGAAGAAAAAGAAGCCUGGAACUCUACCGCAUUGGUGUAUCUAUAUUGCUUGGGUUUUAUGUUUCUUCAGCAUUACCUCCGCAGGAUUUUUCACGAUCCUGUACAGUUUAGAGUGGGGCAAAGAAAAGGCAAACGAGUGGCUGACCACUUUCCUUUUAUCAUUCUUCCAAUCUGUUAUUGUUGUGCAGCCUAUUAAGGUAAUGUUCCUGGUGGCGUUUAUAGCCUGUAUCCUAAAAAAGCCUGCUUUGGAUGAAGAAGACACAAAUGAAGACUUGAACAAUGUUAUUGCAGCACAUGAUGAGGAGUUUAUCGGGAAGGAUAAUGGAACAAUAGAAGAAAUUGCUGCAAAACGUAAAGAGGCAAACGCAGAAUUCCAACCACCAGAUCCCUCAACGCUGGAGGAGGCGAGACAACAACGUCUUAUAGAACUUAAGAUGGAAGAAGUCUUGAAAGAACUGUCUUCAUAUAUUUUCUUUGUUAUCAUAUUGUUCUUUCUCUCGUAUCAACAGAGGGAUUCAAACUCCUACACAUAUGCGACAAAUCUUAAAAACACAUUUACCCACAAUUUUGAAUCGAUUACUACUGUUGACCAGUAUUGGGUAUGGCUCGAAAACAAACUGAUUCCAUCGUUAUACGCAACGCAUUACCACAACGGAACAGAAAUCAAACGGUGGUGGGAGAAAAGAUGUAUCAAUGACAUGGCCUCCAGACGAGUGGGAAUCCCUCGCCUACGUCAGCUCAGGGUCAAACCAGAUACCUGUAAAGUCAAUAAGUAUAUGCGUGAAAUAAUCCUGCACUGCCGCGACGAGUAUGGAUGGUCAGAUGAUGAUGCUAAAAUCUACUUACCAAGAUGGCAAAAACCAGAUAAAGAAAACAUCACUGAACUCACUAAGCCCAAGAAUCCGGGACCUUGGGUGUAUCAAAGUUCAGUCAAGCUGGCCAAUGCCCCGUACAUGGCCACUAUGUCCACAUAUAAAGGCGGUGGAUAUGUGUACAUGUUUGAGAGAAAUGUAGAUCGAACCAAGCAAAAGCUGAGUGAACUAAAAAAUCAGAUCUGGAUGGAUGCGCAUACACGAGCAAUAUUUUUAGAAUUUACGGUAUAUAACCCAAACAUCAAUUUGUUCGGUUCGAUGAUCAUGGUGAUCGAGUUUUUACACUCCGGAGGAGCUAUUCCAAGAUUGGAGUGCAAGGUGUUUAGGUUGCUGAGUUACGUUGGAGGUCUAGGUGUCAUGGUCAUUAUUGCCGAAGUUAUUUAUACAAUUUUCAGUUUGUAUUUCUUUAUACGGUGUAUAAAAAAAUUAAAAAAGGAAAAGAUGAAGUACUUUAAGGGAUUCUGGAACAAACUUGAAUUUGCACUCCUCUGCUUUUGCGUCUCCGUCAUCGCCAUGUAUGCUUUAAAACACAUUCUUACAACUUUGGCAAUGAAUGCGUUAAAAGAUCCAGAUAAAGCUGAUUACGUCAAUUUCCAGUCCCUUGCCCUCUAUGAUGAGUUGUAUGGAUUCAUGUGCGGAUUUGUAGUAUUUCUUGCCACAGUCCAGUUCCUGAAACUGUUACAAUUCAACAAGAAAAUGGGUAUGCUCGGCGAGACGGUACAGUACGCCACCAAAGAUCUGAAAGUAUUCAGCAUCGCGUUCUUGCUUUACUUCUGGACAUUCACUGCAACAGGUUUCCUGCUCUUUAGCAACUCUAUGAUUUCUUACAGUAACGUUGUGGGUGCGGCAGAAUCCAUGUUCGCAUUCACAUUGGGCAGCUUUGAUUUCGUGGCCAUGCAAAGUGCUCAGCCUACGCUGGGUCCCAUAUUUUUCUUCGCGUUUAUCCUGGUUGUGUACGUUGGUCUGAUGAGUAUCUUUUUGACCAUCAUUGCUGACGCUUUCUCCACAGUUAAAGAAAAUAUGGAGGGAAAACAAAACGAUUACGAGUUUCUUGACUACUUCACCAAAAGACUUAAACAAGUCAUGGGGUUUGCCUAAACGGACAUCCUCGUUAAGACUAAUUGUUCUUAGUUAUUUGCUUCUAAAUAUUUGAAGAUGUCAAGUAGCGGUACGCAGCAAGUAAAUAAUUCGUCAAUAUGUUAUAAAACUAACAUUUGAUCUCUAAAACAGGUUCGAUGGCUAUAAUCUAAGCUGUAUUAAUUUAGAAAUUUAUAAAAAUAUAAUUUAUCAUCUUUGAAUAUUUUUAAUUUGAUCAAUAAGCCUUAAUUGAUACAAAAUAUUUACAUUCUUUGGAAGUCAUAGCUGUGUUUAAUUUCUUUUUGAAUGUAGUUUAAACACACCUUUCCCUGUUAUCACCGACUCACGUAGACGAAAGGCUAUUUGCCGAAGAAAAUGUUCAGUAUUGUUUACCAGUUUUGUAUAAGAAAAUAUAUAGCUGUUAUGAUAUUCAUCACAUAUCAGGUUAUUGUUGUCGUUAUUGUUUCAAUAAAAUCAAAGAGUCUUCACAA